Chironomus riparius is the source of this 1134-nucleotide messenger RNA. The record is from the annotation of a GenBank genome assembly. NCBI's taxonomy places the organism in Eukaryota, Metazoa, Arthropoda, Insecta, Diptera, Chironomidae.
AUGAACCAAAAUUCAACACUUACGAAGAAAACACUCUGUGAAAUUCUUCGCGACAAAACGUUAAAUCUUGCAACACAGCACACGUACUGUUUGGCAGUAAUAGAAGAAAUUCAUGGGAGAGAAUUAGCGGAAUCACAGAAACCAAUUUACACAGACCUUACAGAAACAUCAGGAUAUUGCAGAUGUCAGCUUUGUAGAUCUGGACCAAACGAGAUGAGUGACAUAAAUAAUCUUGAUAAUGGAAGAUUCGAAAAAACACACAGAAAAUUUGUUAAAGAACACUUGUAUUUCAACACUCAGCCACUUCAUACAUCAAUGAACGUACUCACGACUCUAUAUGAUUUGUCAUAUAAACAAUAUGUUCAAAAACACUGGCUGGAGAUAACUGAAGAGGAACAGAUUGUUUUAGAUGUUGAAAAGGCUAGAAUAAAGCAAGCAAUGUGGGAUGCAUUUAAUGUUCGUGUACUCGAACCAAGACAAGGGGGAGCUGGAUCAUCAGAUACAGGAAACGUUGCAAGAAAAGUUCUUGAAAAUCCAGAGCUUCUAGCUAAAACUCUAUAUCUUAAUGAAGAAAUAAUUAAACGUAUAUGCUAUGUGCUAAACCAAAUUCGAAGUUUAGAACCAGUUGAUGAUCUAGAUGAAUUUGAUAGGUACUGUAAAGAAACAUACAGAAUGUUUUUGACAACAUAUAGUUGGUUCAAAAUACCAGUAACACUUCACAGAGCACUUGCUCAUGCAAAACACUACAUGGAAGCCUUACCAUUACCUCUAGGAAGAAUGAGUGAAGAAGCCGGGGAGUCACAAAACAAAUAUCUCAGACAAGAUAGAGAACUACGUGCCAGAAAAACUUCAAGAAUACACAGUUUUACGGAUGUUAUACAUAGAAGACUCUACAGUUCUGAUCCAGUAAUAAUAAAAAAAUAUAUGGAUGUAAUAAAUAAAAGGUUAAUGAGAAAAAAUGUCCAAGAAGAAGGUGAAACACCUGAGCAACAAACAGAAAAUGAGGAAGAAGAUGAGGAAGAAAUUGAAUUGAUUGAGCCAGAAGGAGAAGGUUAUGACUUUUCCCAAGCAGAAAACUAUGAUUAUUCCGAAGGACAAGACCAUGAAUAUUCUGAAGAAGCAAACAACGAAUGA